This is a messenger RNA of Triticum turgidum subsp. durum (durum wheat), 564 nucleotides long. The record is from the annotation of a GenBank genome assembly. NCBI's taxonomy places the organism in Eukaryota, Viridiplantae, Streptophyta, Magnoliopsida, Poales, Poaceae.
AUGACCCGACGCCCGAGCGCCUCCUGCUGCGAGCUCCACCAGGACCACAUCGCCGCCCCGCCUCCAAGUUCGCUGCUGCCAAGCGCCGCCGUGGCCAUGCCCGACGCCGCCAGCAGGGCCCCGUUCCCGUCUCCGGCGCCUCAAGACCCAUCCCCGAGACCUCUGCUCGAGCAGGAGCUUCGCCUCCUUGCUUCACGCCAAGGCCGACGCCGGCCACUUCACCUUCGCCUCGUGCUGCCGGCGCACCGCCGGACCUCCGCCUCGCCCCAUCCAUCACGCUGCCUGUUGGCCCCUCGUUUUUCCUCAGUGCCGAGAGGAUGCCAAGUACCACGACGUCGUUGCCCCUCAAGUUCGACUACAUGUAACAGCAAGUACCACUACGGCCGAAGACCUCGGACUUGUCAAGUACCCCUACACACGGAUACGCCAAGGUGGAUUACGCUCGAUGAUGUGACAAGUUCCUCCACCGAUGACUCAAUGGCUACAAAACGUGAACCACUACCGUCGACCCUCGAAGACCCCGUGGACGUCAAGUUCCGUGUCGUUGACCCCGAACCUCUAUGA